GUAAUAUUUUUCCGAUUAAACCAAUGAAUUGGGCGUACAAUCGAGGACCCAAUAACUGUGUAUCGUAGUGCGGCGAUCCGUUCCUGGAGUGGUGAUUGAACGCGAAACGAAAGCACCAAAGUGGAUAGAGUUGGUUCGCGACGGUAGACGGUGACGACGAGCCAGAAGGGCAGCUUUUAAUUGUUCAUCCCAAAAUCUUCACCCUCGCGGGGCAUAAAGUGGUGAUUUAUGCUCUUCGGCCAGCACCGGGGAAUGCAUUUGGUGAAACAUUCUUCACUUCCUGCAAACCCAUCCUUUCCACUACAAUAAUAGGGGCCGUUUGUCUCUGGAGGCCAUCGCCGCAAAACGAAGAAUUACGUGUUUCGUUGGUUUUGUGUGAUCCGAAAAGUGCGUACGCUACCGCGAAGUGUACCGUCGUAAAGUGGAGAGUGGUGAAAGCCGAACCCGAAUUGACAGUGUCAGGUGGUGGAGGCGUAGCAUCGCAACAAAACAAUCGACGCUAGGCUGUUGGCGAACGGUUGUGAAGACGGGUCAAAGGUUUGCACAAUGAAUCGCAGCGACGGGCUGGUGCGACGUGUGAAGUCGCGCGACACCGAAUCGAACGGGGGAUCCUCUUCGGCUGCCAAUAAUGCCGACCAGGAGGAGAAUCGACUGGACAAGGAGGACGACAUUGAAGAUUGCGAUUCCAAGGAAACGCGGCUCACUUUAAUGGAAGAAGUGCUGCUGCUGGGACUGAAGGACAAGGAGGGUUACACAUCGUUCUGGAACGACUGCAUAUCGAGCGGUUUACGAGGAUGUAUUCUUAUCGAGCUCGGCUUACGCGGCCGCAUUGAACUGGAGAGAGCCGGCAUGCGGCGGAAAGGAUUAUGUACGAGGAAAAUUAUACUCAAAUCCGACACACCCACCGGUGACGUACUGCUCGAUGAGGCCUUGAAACAUAUUAAGGAAACGUGUCCACCGGAAACCAUUCAAAGCUGGAUCGAAUAUCUGAGUGGCGAAACAUGGAACCCGCUAAAGAUACGCUAUCAGCUGAAGAAUGUACGUGAACGACUGGCGAAGAAUUUGGUCGAAAAAGGCGUACUGACGACAGAGAAGCAGAACUUCCUUCUCUUCGAUAUGACGACACAUCCACUCACCGAUAACGUUAUCAAAUGCCGGCUAGUGAAGAAGAUCCAGGACGCGGUUCUGACCAAGUGGGUGAACGAUCCGCAGCGUAUCGGGAAGCGGAUGCUAGCUCUGAUUCUGCUGGCACACGCAAGCGACGUACUGGAGAAUGCCUUUGCCCCACUGAACGACGACGACUACGAGCUAGCAAUGCGACGGGUGCGCGAGUUACUAGAUUUGGAUUUCGAAGCAGAGUCUGCAAAAUCUAAUGCAAACGAAGUGAUUUGGGCCGUCUUUGCGGCGUUUACUAAGUAAGCAUAGUGCGCAAACCUGCUCCUCUACCAAUAACGCAAUAACGAGCGCCCACGCUAGUGGUCAAACAGAAGAACAGAGCUUUACAUCGAUCACGUGAUGGAAGGCGGGUCGGAUGUUGUGUAAAGCUGAGAAUAGCAGCCCGUGAUAGGGAUCGGGCACUGACCAUCUGUUUUUUGUUGCAUUCCUUCUUUGCAUUCUUUCUAUCUCUCUCCUGAUUAACGUCUGCUACACAAUCUGCAAUGCUGUUGCGCCAACGGCCCAUCGAGAAUCGAUGACCCCCUUUGGGCAGUGCGGCCAUGACGGACAUUCACGGUGGUCUUGAAGUGUGAAGAAGAAUGGAAUGCUAGAAUUGUGAUGAUAUUUAGUGCUUAGCGUACAUCCCGAUCAUGUGUUUGUGGUAUUUGAAUGCCUAUAGAAGAAAUCCCGGUCCCAGCAGCUCGUGAGCAUCCCGCUUUUGGAACACUAGUUUGUCACCGUUCCGUGGUGCAUGGCAAAAGGAAUAGCAUACACAAUCGAUCCAACGCAUCUUUGCGAACAACGAAGGCAGGAGCACCUGCAAAAGCCAGCAAUCGCUGUCCCCGAUCGCAACAAAGGCACUAUGUGUUCUCAUCUUGUGGGUGCUUAUCGCUGAUAGUUCAUCUAUUCCAUACUGGACAAUAUUGGGUUAGCUAGCCAGCGUAGAAAAUAGGUUGAAAAGGAUGGAGUUAAUACAGCAAGAAAGAAGGUGGAAGAGGAAAUCAAAUUUCAUUCUUCACUCUGUUUUAUCUCUUACUGUUCUCAUGCUGAGUUUUGGUGACAAUUUGUCUCCUGUUCCAAUUAUUAGGUAAUGAUAGAACGGCGCGAUACUGGCCGUUCACUAAUAUCUAAUAUCUGCUUCUACUUAGCCUGUAAUGGUUUGCUAGUUUGAAGUAGUUUUAUUUUAAUCUAUUGAUCACUUUCAAGUCUCAAGUGUUGCCCAAACGUGAUUAUGGUGUGCAAGUCAGAUGUGGAGCAGUUAAGAUAUCGUGAUUUCAAUAAUUUGGCACGAAAAACUCCCCGGGUAGCGAUAUCCUAGCAUCGUACAGGAAAACCAGGGUCUCUAUAGUUCCGUUCUAAUGCCUUGUUUGUUUACAUAGAUUUUUUCAUAGCAAAACUUCUGGCAAACAGUACCACUAAGGCAAACUAGGAAAAGUGAAGUAAAACGAUUUUUACAUUUCGAUAGAUAAACAAUUUUACAAGUAUCAAAAUACCAAUAGAACGUUAAAAGCAUAGCUAUUCCUUUAAAAUUACCGUCCUCCCCCCGAAGGAGAUGACGCAGUGCGGAGCCCCAAGGCGAAGUAGACCAGCAUC
Anopheles bellator is the source of this 2748-nucleotide messenger RNA. RefSeq names its product Golgi phosphoprotein 3 homolog sauron (gene sau). Gene Ontology annotation, biological process: retrograde vesicle-mediated transport, Golgi to endoplasmic reticulum; Golgi organization; Golgi vesicle budding. NCBI's taxonomy places the organism in Eukaryota, Metazoa, Arthropoda, Insecta, Diptera, Culicidae. The coding region runs from base 547 to 1419 and encodes 290 amino acids. Gene Ontology annotation, molecular function: phosphatidylinositol-4-phosphate binding. The transcript has 4 exons. Gene Ontology annotation, cellular component: trans-Golgi network; cytosol; Golgi cisterna. The record is from RefSeq and is a predicted model, not a curated record.